AUGUCAUCCACCACCACAUCCCUUUCAGCGCAACCUACAGUGCCCAAUUAUCCAGACGACCUUCAAUGGGUCACCGCUUACAUGGCUGCUCAUAUGAUGAGCCCAAACUCCAGACGCUAUGUUUACGUACUCUGGUUUUGUGUAGCGUCGGUCUUCGUGGUCUACGCCAUCGUGCAUUGGACGGGAUCCAGAGGAGGAGCUUUUGGUUGCUACUGGCGAAAAUGGGCUGUACGGAGACGGACAUGGCGUUUGGGUUCUUCAUUCCGCCAAAGCAAAUCGCGGAGGGGUGGUUUCAGAAUCUCAUGGCCUUCUAAUGGUCAAUUGCUAUGCCUGGCAGCUUUACCUCUCACCGCUAUCCUUCUAUCGUUCGUCGGACCAGAUUAUAUCUCACCCAGAGUCAAUCUAUUCGACAUUUCACCUCAGAAACUUUCAGCGAGAGGUUACGACACCUCACAAUUCGUACAAUACCAGCCUCAGUAUCAGAUCAGGAAAGCCUGGUGGACUUCUGGAGGGAGAACGGGGUUGAUUGCUUUCGGACUCAUGCCUUUGGUUAUCCUGUUCGCACUCAAAGCGCCGCCCUUCGCUAUCCUCGCGCUCCCAACCACCCAGCUUCAUUUCGACAAGCUAUCGUGGCUUCAUCGAUGGUCGGCACGACUUUUAUACCUAAUUACCCUUCUGCAUGUCGUCCUUUGGAGUGUCCAGUUAUCCCUUGACGUUCGUAGGACGACAGGGCAAACGGGUUAUGUCUACGCGUGGCAGUACCAGAAAUUUUUGUUCGGCUGGAUCGCAUUUGGUUCGAUGACCUUACUCGUUUUUUCUUCGUCAUAUCCGCUACGAAAAUAUCAUUACGAGACCUUUUAUUUCCUUCACAUAUUAUUGGUCCCCUUGACACUGGUUUUCUCCGCCCAUCACCAUCCUCCUGUGGCCCAUUGGUGUUGGGUGGCGCUUGCAUUCUGGCUAGGAGAACGGGCAUGGCGAGCUAUGUGGUGGCUUCAGAUGAAUGGGUUUUUCGGAAAGGAGAAAUCUGCACCUGUCGUCAUGCCUGCGACCCCAGCCACUCCCGCAGUUGGUGGUACCUACCCACCCCACUCUCCGUACGUUGACUCCCGAUUUUUCUUUCUCAGCGAUGGAAAUUUGCUCGCGCCAGCGACUGCCCUGGAGUACACGCCUCCACCUGGUUACGCUCACGCAGAACUUCUAUCAGGUGCUACAGUACGUUUGACGUAUAUUAGUCCCGGUUUCCUAUCCUGGGCACCUGGUCAACAUUUUCUUAUCAACAUCCCCUCGGUUUCGAGAUUCCUAACCCACCCCUUCACAACCGCUUCGAUAUGUGAUCAUCAAGCUGCCCCAUCAGGACGCGCCAUUGUUUUCCUCGUACGGUGUAAGGGCGGUUGGACGAGGGAUAUGUGGGAUCACGUCGUGAAGCUACAGAAUCAAGGUGAACACCACGUACCGGGUGAGAAGCUCCCGAACGGUACCGUGAUGCCCCAGCGCGGCGUGCUUAUGAGGAUGUUUGUCGAAGGGCCCUUCGGAAGUUCUGUCGGGGCCAGAUGGGGUAACCACUCCACUGUUAUGAUAUUUGCUGCUGGCUCUGGAGUCAGCUUUGCGCUAUCAGUACUCGAGUUUGUCUGCUUGUGUCUCGCUGGAAGGGAUGGUAGCAAACUUGGAGGGCAUGCUGGCAGUUGGGGCACCAAAGGGUAUAAAACACAACGAAUUCGGUUCGUGUGGAUGAUAAGAGAGUAUGCUCACAUUCAAUGGUGUGCCUCAAUUCUGAGGCGGUGCACGACGAUGAUUCCGUCUCCGGGGUUGGAUGUCGAAAUCUUCGUCACAAAGCCUGACAUCUCCAGAAUUUCCAGAGCUUCCAAGAUGUUUCCACAAAACCCUCGGCAUUCAAUUCCGAACACUAUCAAUGACUCCGAGGAUGGAGACGAGGAUGUCGAUCUCAGUUAUUACGCCGAAACUGGUGACGACGGAGAACUGGGUGGCAUCUCCCUCUCAGACUACAUGCUGGACCUGACCAACUGGGAUGAUGAGCUUGAUGACAAGUUAGCAGGCGAAAGUCGCUUUAGCACAAUGAUCAGGAGGGAGGGUAACAUGCUCCGCAGAAUGUCGAGAGCUCCUCCUACCUCAAAUCGUACAGUUACCUCUUUCUUGAUCUCGGACCCGACAUGGAUGCCACCAAUACCGGGUUCUUCGCCUUUGAAACACACGUCUUUCUUAUCAGCCGAUCCUACUUCUGCGCAUCCUCCGGAUCAGUCCUCGACUGGCCAAGUUCUCAUUGUCAAUGAUCACUCUUCUUCCCUUAAACCUCAUGUUCCUUCACCGCUUAAAUCAUCCUUCUUUUCUAAUAAUACAUCCUCGGUGGAACCUCCUGCACGCUCCUCUGUAGAGUCUAUAAGGCGCAAUUCAUCGCAAUUAGAAGGUCCAGAAAGUCCAUCAGAGGCCCAGCCACGACCUUCAUGGGACUUUUCGUGGCAGCAAUCCAUUCGGAGACCUCCGAAGCCAUCUACGUUAUCUAAAGACGUUCCUGUGCGCUCCUCUUGGGAUUCUUCGUGGCAACAGAACUUGUGGAAACCGCCAGGACCGUCCACCCUAUCGAAGCCCUCCACCAGCAGUCCCCUGAGAAGAGGACAGUCAGCAGAGAACCUUGUGAACAAGGCGACUGUUGAAGACGAGACUAACAGGGACGGUCGUCGAUUUUCCACUUCUACGUACGAGAGUGACAUGGGCUCUCGACCUGUCUCCCUUUACUCCCUUUCUGACCCUGCACCCCGUCCACUUUCUCCUCGAGGAUCUCGUACGGGAUCUCCACCCCCGUCUACCGACCCUUUAACGCCAUCAUCAAGUAUACCGAUGAUGGCAAACUUCUCCCGACCCCUCGAUAUCCUACCUUCGGAUCCGCCACCAGACCAGGAGAAACAUGUUGUCUUCCACACCCCAUCACCUGCCGCUGUUUCUCUAGACACCGAUCAACCAAGACUACAUAUCGAUACGCAGGAGAUGCAGGACAUUUCGAUGGUGUCCAUGAAUGCACGUCCAGGCAAGCCUUUGUUACAACGAAUUCUUCACGACGAAGUGGAAUCUGCCAAGGGGUCUGUUAUUGUGGCUUGCUGUGGUCCUUCGUCCUUCAAUGCUAUGGUCAGGAAGGCUGUUGCCUCUGAAAUCGAUCCACAAAAGGUGCGGCAGGGAGAUUGUAGAGGCUACGUCGAAUUGCUAACCGAGGACUUCGAGUUUUGA
This is a messenger RNA of Marasmius oreades (fairy-ring Marasmius), 3237 nucleotides long. RefSeq lists its product as uncharacterized. The record is from RefSeq and is a predicted model, not a curated record. Gene Ontology annotation, cellular component: plasma membrane. NCBI's taxonomy places the organism in Eukaryota, Fungi, Basidiomycota, Agaricomycetes, Agaricales, Marasmiaceae. The transcript is spliced from 5 exons. Gene Ontology annotation, molecular function: ferric-chelate reductase activity. Gene Ontology annotation, biological process: iron ion transport; copper ion import; intracellular iron ion homeostasis. The coding region runs from base 1 to 3237 and encodes 1078 amino acids.